AAUGCCGUGUCAGUAGCAAAAGCCAGAUCACUAAAGUUAAGAAACAGUCGCCAAUGAAAUAGGAGAAGCUUGUGCAGAUGUUGCAAAAGAAGCUUCUGGAAAACCAGUGUAAGCAGCAGUUGAAGAAACAAGACUUGGUGCCAUGUGUGUUAAAUAUAAUAUAAUGGUUUAAAAUACAUUUGUCUAAAACAGCUCAACAAACUGAACCCAUUAACGCAUUAUCUGAUAAAAGAGUUAGAUAGAUGAGAAGAAAAAGAACAACGGUAAAGCCAGACCCCACUCGUCAUGCAUUGGAAAUCUUCAAAAGGAGAGGAGAGAAGGUUAAGUCGAUUCCGUUAUCAUGGACUGUAGAUUAGGAGCACACGUACUGUUCCCCGGGGGCUCGAAGAGGCUGCCACAGGGAUAAGAAUAAUUUUGCCUUCGGCCCCUACGGUCACCAAAAACAGCUGGAAAAGGUGGGGUUAUCGAAUUCCUCCUCGUUCUUGCUACCCGUGGAAGCCAGCAGGGAUGGGGUGGGGUGCAUUUAGUGCGCGAUAGUGGAGCGGGCACGUGUGCUGGGGCUAACGAUCGCCGUUAUUUCUGGAAGCUGAGUGGGUCGAGACAAACACAGGGUUCUAACUAGGAUCAGAGGCAUGAUAAGAACUAUGCUGUGGUAUGCUUUUUGUAUUUUUAAAAACUACUAAACGCUUUAUUUGCUUCAAAAAUGCGCAGUCGUUUGUUGGGUUAAGUUUCUAUGUAUUUAAAUCCACAAUACUCCAUAAAAUGAUAACGCAUCACGAUGAUGUCAUUGCCAUUAUAUCAGUUAUUUCCCUAUAGUCUAUGGUACCUCUUAACUCCGUUAAUACUAUGAUAACAGUUUUGCUAUAGUAUGCCUUCUUCCAUCGUUGGGGGCAUAAAUUCACUACGCACAGGAGCCGCAAUCUUUAGCUUUGACACUCCUUUCACUCUCGAUUCAUUUCCAUCGAUGAUGAAUAUCAAAUAAAUAUUGAGAUAUCACUUUCAGAGAAAUAAACAGUAUUUUUCUUUCUAGAAUAUUUUAAAAUAAACCUUUCCAGUCACCAUGGCUACUAUAUUGUAACGCUCGUGCUCAUGAGGUUAGGUGGGGGUUGGUUGGGAAGGAGAGGUAGUUGAAGGAAAAAUUCAAUGCGAUGACCAGCGUGAUGGAGUGGCUCUCCUCCACUCCCCCAUCCAACAUGUCAGAUUAUCGCCUGCAGCACAUCAUGGACAGAAGCGUGGAAAUACAACUAUUUCUUGCCGUAUUCAUCCUCAUCUUUUGUCAUCGACUAGGCCAUUCUUUGAGACAAAGAUCACGACGAUUGCAACGUCGAUGACGGAUUAGAACGAAAAAGAGGAAAGAAAUGGUAGGGGAGGAAGAAAGCUGUCUUCUUAUUACUUUUGAAGAUUAGCUGUGAUGGUCGUUAACAUGGUUUUGGUCCAGAACAAGUGUAUGUUACGACCCAUUUGUACACCUGUCAGGGCCAACUGAGGCAGGAGAAAAAAACAGUCUGUGCAACGGCCAAUCAGAAUGAAGAGCGCAACUAGAGCGUGUCCCUUGGGGAAAGAUUUCCCCCGCAUGCCGAGACGCUGUGCUCCCCAGUGAAAAGGUCGGAGGCAAAAGCUUGCGCGCCAUCACUUGGAGCAGGUGUAAGAGAAGUGAAAAUAUCUCAGCACGAGGGCACAAAGAGUGUGGUGCUUACUGGUGCAUGUGUGCUGUGCACCGGGCUUGAAGCUAAGAUUCGCCGACAAUGUUGUUAAGAUUUAUUAGAAAACGGCUGUGCAACAAUCUCUCUUUCUGUCUAAUCGUCCCCCAGCAUAUAAUGAUGCAAUACACUUUCUUUCUGCUACCAGUUAAAGAUUGGAAGUUAAAUUCUAGCCGCUGAUGAAGCAGUCCAUUAUAACUUACCCUGUGUUUGUUGAACGCACUUUACCCGCCUUGCUACAUGGCGGUCCAGGGGGGCAACUGUUAGCGCCUGUCACCCACACAGAGGAUUUGCUGUCCUGGGUUCGUAUCUCGUCUUGGACACGCUAUUUAUAGUCUGCACGUGGCAUCUGUUUACAGGGCUGAAUACUUUGCCGUGGUAUAGCCUUAGUUGCUGGCGGCGUAAGACACCUAUCUCCCCACCCUCUCACCUUCCGAAAGAGAUAUGUAAUUACCCGUAGUACGAUCUUCAUGCAUUUCAAACCGCCAUAUUUCCUUAGUCUCUGCCGCUUAUAAUGCUUGUGACUGGCAGUGGCUGAAUUGUGAAGUACACUAUAUUAUAUCGAUCAGAUAUGUCAUGGCGCAUUGUAAUCAGCUGGUCCCAGUAGGAGCAAUGGUCUUCGUCCUGACGUUGAGACCACGUGGCCUGAAACAACAAACAUCAUCCUUCGUUUUCUCCCUCAACGUCUCACUUCCUUCUCCCAGCUGCCCCCUGUCGGCCGAGCGGUGAAUGGCAGAGUGCCGGCGGUAGUGGUUAAACGUGACUUGUCGGCAGAUGACACGUGUCGGGUGUCAGGUUCCCAAUCCUACCCCGGCAUCCGACCCUCCUGACAGGUGCCAUUACAGCUUCCGGUCUUCAUCAUUUCCGGAGUCUGGCACCUGCAACUGUGAUGACAUAUUUCACGCAGUCAAUUGGGAAUCAGUGGAGGAGUGUUCAAGUGUCCUGAAGAUGACAAGCCACUAGACUAUGCUAAGCUUUACCCAGAUCAAGAAGUGGCAACAGAAAUCAUGAACAGCCUGGUGAGGUGCACACAUUACAAAGAUGGCUGCCGCUGGAUUGACAGACUGCAGAACCUCCAGGUUCACCUCGAUUCCUGUUUAUUUGAAUCUGUACAGUGUCCUAAUCGAUGCUCAGCUCACUUAAUGCGUUUCAAUCUGGAUGACCAUAUUGAAUACCUUUGCCCAAAACGACGCGUUGUCUGCGAUUUUUGUGCCCAAGAGUUUCCAGGAGAUUACAUGGAUCAGACCCAUGCAGGCAACUGCCCCAAGGAGGUGCUUUGGUGUGAAAACAAAUGUGGUGCAAAGCUUGAGAGGCGAUUCCUAUCUAACCACAUGAAGAAUGAGUGCCACAAACGAACUGUAACUUGCCAAUACUGCGACAGAGAGUUUGUCUAUGAAACUUUGCAGACUCAUCAGUACCAGUGUCCAAGGUUUCCAGUCUCCUGCCCCAACCGCUGUGACCCCACCAAAAUUCCACGUGAGGAAGUGGAAGUACACGUGCAGGAGCUGUGCCCAUCUGCCACAACUGCCUGCCCAUUUAAAGAGGCAGGGUGCAAGUACAAGUGCCCACGCUACAGUAUGGAGCAUCAUCUGCAAGAGUCACAGAACACUCACCUUCAGCUGGCGUGGGAUUUGGUCCGGCGACAGCAGCAGCAAAUCUCACACCUUUGCAGUAGUUUGCAUGCCACCACCCAUGUCACGGAUGGCACAUUCAUCUGGAAAAUCUCCUCUUAUAAGGCUAAAUACAUCGAGGCUCUCUAUAAAAAUGGGAAAGAGCUAGUGAGCCAACCCUUCUACACAUCACGCUUUGGCUACAAGGCUGCUCUCUCAGUUUUUCUGAAUGGAAAUGGGGCAGGAGAAGGGAAAUAUCUUUCUGUUUACAUUAAACUUAUGCCUGGAGAAUAUGACAAUAUUCUUGAAUGGCCGUUCCGCCUGCCCGUCUCCUUUACUUUGUUUGACCAGAAUGAGGAUGUUGAAAUGAGAGCGCAUUUAUCAGAGAGUUUUGUGCCAGAUCCAACCUGGAAACAUUUUCAAAAACCUGUCAAAAAUGUGGAUUCUUUAGGGUUUGGAUAUCCAAAGUUUGUGUCAAAUGAAAUUCUGAAAACUCGAGACUAUAUUAAAGAUGACUCUAUCAUAAUAAGAGUAAGUGUGGACACAAAGCUUUUUAUUUCACCUUGAGCUGUUGCCUUCAAAGCAAUUUGCAUUUAAAAUGAAGCAGAGGACAUUACUUAAGCUAUAUAUGCUGCCAGCACCUCCUGUCAGCAUUACGUGAUAAACCCAUCCCCUCAAACCAGCAUUUCCUUUUUGAGGUCUAAAAUUGGUUUUUAGUUUGAUUGUUCUAAGCUGGUGGUGACCCAGGCUGACCCCGACUGACAAAAAAAUCAGCUAUUCAGAUUGAAGGCAGUCACAGCUGUGAUAUACCAAUGAUAUAACAGGAUAGUUUUUGUCCUUCCCCACCCACCUUUUAAGAGGAGGUUGGUUGGAAUCAAAUGCAAUGCAAAAACAUCUGGGUCUUGCCAUUUACCUUUGUGCUACACAUAGAAAAGAUUUUUCAAAAAGCUAUAUAUGACUGAAGGUUGUUUUCUGGGACCUAGUUUUCAUUACACAGCUAAACUGUAGUCCGAAUGUUUCUUACUGUUGUGUGGUGACUGCGUGGUUAAGUCCUUUGCAAUGUUUUAACAAAUGCAUGAUGUAUACAUUGAUUAUAUGAAGAGUCAGGAUAUUCAGAAGUCAAGGAUCCAGACAGGUAUAAGAAGACACUGAUUUUAUGAAAAAAUCUUUUAUUUGUUUUUUUUGUUUUUUGUUUUGUUUUGUUUUUAGAAAUAAUGCAAGAAAUUUGUAGUCAUCUCAAGGUGGUUGUUGUCCACCACAUCUUAAGUAAGGUUCAUAACAGUUUUGAUGAAGGAUGCAAGCAUUUUCAUUUUUUAAUAAUCAGUUUAACUAGUAAACCCAUCAAAAUAGAUUAUUCAUAAGUGUUGCCAAUGUUACCUAUCAAAGUGUAAUGUUUCACAUUUUUGAUGGAGUGAAAUGAGUAAUAGUGGUUGCUCAUUUUCUACCACAAAAGAUGGUGCUUCAAAACAAAAUCCAUUUCUUGGGCUCUUAACCACUAUCACAAGUGGAAGCACAUGAGUGUAGAUUAUGAGCUGUCCCAUAAGCUCUCAUUAAAAUAAAAUGUGUGGUCACAAUGGGUCAUUAAAUGUAAAUAUCCUUCAAGAAUAAAGCGUGACUGUAAAUUGCAGA
Molecule: messenger RNA, 4939 nt
Organism: Pomacea canaliculata
Lineage: Eukaryota; Metazoa; Mollusca; Gastropoda; Architaenioglossa; Ampullariidae
Product: TNF receptor-associated factor 4-like
Exons: 7
Coding region: 2708-3877 (389 amino acids)
Biological process (GO): regulation of apoptotic process; protein K63-linked ubiquitination; regulation of canonical NF-kappaB signal transduction
Cellular component (GO): plasma membrane signaling receptor complex
Molecular function (GO): zinc ion binding; protein binding
Source: RefSeq, a predicted model, not a curated record